Molecule: messenger RNA, 1739 nt
Organism: Micropterus dolomieu (smallmouth bass)
Lineage: Eukaryota; Metazoa; Chordata; Actinopteri; Centrarchiformes; Centrarchidae
Product: paired box protein Pax-6-like
Exons: 11
Coding region: 1-1305 (434 amino acids)
Biological process (GO): regulation of transcription by RNA polymerase II; anatomical structure development
Molecular function (GO): DNA-binding transcription factor activity, RNA polymerase II-specific; RNA polymerase II cis-regulatory region sequence-specific DNA binding
Source: RefSeq, a predicted model, not a curated record
AUGCCACAGAAAGAUUUUAGAAGUCAAACAAGCUGGGAGACUGGUGUGGCCUCCAUGAUGCAAAACAGUCACAGUGGAGUAAACCAGCUGGGAGGUGUGUUUGUGAAUGGGAGACCUUUACCUGAUUCUACCAGACAGAAGAUAGUGGAGCUGGCACACAGUGGAGCACGACCCUGUGACAUAUCCAGAAUACUACAGGUGUCUAAUGGCUGUGUGAGUAAAAUCUUGGGCAGGUAUUACGAGACAGGUUCAAUCCGUCCUCGCGCCAUAGGAGGGAGUAAACCCAGGGUGGCCACUCCAGAGGUGGUAGGGAAGAUCGCUCAGUACAAGAGAGAGUGUCCGUCCAUUUUUGCCUGGGAGAUCAGAGAUCGACUGCUGGCAGAGGGAGUCUGCACCAACGAAAAUAUACCCAGUGUUUCAUCAAUAAAUCGAGUGCUCAGGAACCUAGCCAGUGACAAGCAGCAAAUGGGCCCAGUGGGAGCUGAAGGGAUGUUUGACAAACUCAAGAUGCUCAAUGGACAAACCCCCUGGGGAGGACGCUCGGGAUGGUACGCUGGGACAGCACUCACUACUGCUGAGUGUCAACGGGCAGAGGGGGAGGAUAACACAAUAUCUGUCAGUUCCAACGGUGAAGACUCAGAGGAGACUCAGAUGAGGCUCCAGCUGAAGAGGAAACUACAGAGAAACAGAACGUCUUUCACACAGGACCAGAUAGAAGCAUUGGAGAAAGAAUUUGAAAGGACUCACUAUCCAGAUGUGUUUGCCCGAGAACGCCUUGCCAACAAAAUAGACCUUCCAGAGGCAAGAAUACAGGUUUGGUUUUCCAACAGACGUGCAAAGUGGAGAAGAGAAGAGAAGCUAAGAAAUCAACGUCGUCAGAUAUCCAAUUCCUCCAACCAUAUUCCCAUCAGCAGCAGCUUCAACACCAGUGUUUACCAGUCUCUAACACAACCUACUACACCAGUGUCCUUCUCAUCAGGGUCCAUGUUGGGAAGGUCAGAUCCAGUUCUGUCCAACAGCUACAGCCUACCAGCUAUGCCCAGCUUCAGUAUGGCUGCCAGCCUGCCUAUGCAAGCACCCAGCCAGACCUCUUAUUCCUGCAUGCUGCCCACCAGCCCCACCACUGCAAAUGGAAGAAGUUAUGAAACAUACACUCCUCCUCACAUCCAGCCACACAUCAACAGCCAGUCAAUGGCAUCCUCUGCAACAUCCUCAACAGGUCUGAUUUCCCCUGGUAUCUCAGUUCCAGUCCAAGUUCCAGGAAGUGAAGCAGACAUGUCACAGUACUGGCCACGUCUGCAGUGAUGUCAUUUCUCAUGGAAAUCAUUCUUGCCUGCAGUGAUCAUCAGCAGUGUCAUCAAAGCCUAACCCUGCUUUACAGCUUGAAUGUCAAAAAGGACCUGUCAUUGACUGAAACAGACAACACAGCAAAUGAAUAUAAGAAAAUUACUGUCAUGAAUGCUUGCGAUAAAACUUUCAAACCAAAUUCCAGUGACUAGCUGGACAGAAGGCGUUUGAGUACUAAUUCAACUACAGCUGAAUUAAAGGUUGGGGAGUUCUCUUUCCGCAUCAUCUCCAUCAGCUUCCAUUCAAAGUUUGGCUGGUGAGGACACUGGCAAUAGCCAAGAGUGAAAAGCUCUAGCCUGAGCUAUACUCAGGAAGCUCAAGAAGGUGGACUGUCCUUUGGUAAUAAACUCCAGACAGGAAUAAACUGCUCAUUGUCCAUUUGGACAUUCUGU